GCAACAGGAAAUGACAUCACAAUAGUUCCGCAGUGUGAGUUUUUCCCCCACCAAAAUGGCGUCCGUGACAACAGCCACAUCUGAGUGGAUCCAGUUCUUCAAAGAUGCAGGAAUUCCUCCGGGUAUGGCUGCUACCUAUGCCAUGUCCUUUGUAGACAACAGAAUUCAGAAGAACAUGCUGAUGGAUCUCAGUAAGGACAUCAUGAUGGACUUGGGUAUCACAGUCAUUGGGGACAUUAUUGCCAUUCUCAAACACGGCAAGCACGUUUACCGACAGGAUAUGUGCAAAAUGGCCACUGAAGCUAUUUCCUCAGGCCAGACCAGCGUUCAGGCUGAGCUGAGGCGUACUGCCAAUACCCCUGCCACUCGGAUGAUCGCCAAUGCCUUGAGUCGAGACUCACCACCGAGCACGCCCGUGCGUCGCCCUGACAACCGGCUCUCAGUGACCAUCUCCAACAAGAGCUCCAAAAUCGCCGCCAGUCAGACUUCGGCAGAGGUGAACGGAUUGCCAGUAAAGCGCCGGCGAGUAACUUCAGAGAUGGAGGGGAAAUACGUAAUUAGUAUGCCAAAGGGCACCACCGCCCGGAGCCGACGCAUUCUUGCCCAACAAGCUAAGAAAGGUAAAAGUUUAAAGCGUACUUCCGUGUUUGAGAGACUGGGCUCCGAUUCUAAGACAGACACAGCAACAGCCAAUAAGCAAGUAACGGGUGUGUUCAGCCGUCUGGGCAAAGUGGACGAAGAUGAAGAGAUUGAUACUGCAAACAUCCCAGCGGCUGAAGAGGACAGCGAUGGCGAAGGCUCCGUGCUUCAGUAUGCAGGUGUCCUUAAACGGCCCCAACUGCCAUCCAAAAAAGAGCCCAUCGUCCAAAAAACUGAACCCGUCGCUCUGUAUCGCCUAGGCACCAAAUCUAAAAUCCCACUAAAAGAAAGCACGCCUACUGCUGUUCCCUCUUCUACAUCUUCCAGCCAGGAGGUGGCGCCCAAACGAAGGAUACUGCGAAGGUUGGGUAAAGUUCCUGCAGCCAGUCCUACUCCUGCGUCUUCUUCCAGCUUACGAUCUAGCCAGUCAACAGAGACUCAGGAUAGUCAAGUGACCAGCAGCAGGAGCAAGGCAAGCUUUGCCGUGGCCAGUCCUAAAGUCAGCAGCAGCACAGGGACGGGCAGGGACGCACACGGGGCUCAGAUGGACGCUGCUACAGUCAGUGUGUUCAAAAGGCUCGGCGCCAAGAGGAACUAACACACAAACCUCCUCAACACUCCUUUUCUUUUGGGUUCCUGAAGUAUCCCACGUUCAGGUUUUAGGAAUAAAGAGUAGUCUCUUUGUGUAUAUAGGAAUGAUCAUGUGCACCAUUAACAUUUUGCAGACUUCUAAUUACUUUUCACAUAAUGAUCCUAUACCUCUAACAUUUCUCCACUUUGAGAAAGUCUCUUUAGAUUUUUUUUUUAGGGAGGAGAGAUUCUAUGGCAGUUUUAUACAGCAAGGCAAUUAUGUAUGUGCUGUUAUGCCAUAAACAGACUUUGCAAUAUUAGGAUGUGUUAUUUAUAAGAUUUUUACUUGCCUCUUCACACAAUGAUCAGCAAUUUGCCUGAAAUUCCAACUGAAUAUGCAGUUCUGUUUUAAAUUCUGCGGAUAGAAAAAACUAUCAAAUCUUUACAACUUCCCAAAAUAAUGUAUACAGGAAGGUCUGGAUUAGUGAAAUAUUGUGUGCACUGUGUUACCGGUUCACCCACUUCACAUCAACAUCUUUCACCUGCCUUCCUAUAAUCAAGAACAAUGUCCUUUUAUUUUCACUUAACUGCCCAUCAACCUUACCGACUUCCACCCAUGUAGCCAUUAAAAUACUUGUAGAAUGAUAUAAAACACAUCUAAAUUCAAAUUUUAUUUGUCCCAUAUACAGUCAUAUCUACACUGUAACUCAUAUCCACAACAACAUAUCCACACUGUAACUCCAGUCACUGUCAAAACACUCCAUGAAAUCAGAUGUUACUUUAAAGCCCUGAGUUUUUCUUCUUCUGAUUCAAAGCCACGUUAAAUGUUAUCUGGAUGUAAGGAGUAAUCAAGGUGUCAUCUUCCCCUGCUGGGAAAUAGCAUUAAGUUGCUAAGCAGUGCACAUGGCGAUAGACCCUAGGGUGUUGAUGUUUUUCACCUCUGUUUCUGGCCAACAUGACAGAAAGCAGCUUCUGGGUUUGAAUUACACCAGCAGGUGCUGACCACACUCUUGUCUCAGCUACAUAAAUGAAUAUACCUGGCCUCCGACCCUGAGUCGCCCAGUUUUUGUAUAAUUAUUUUUGUUUAUUUUAAUUUGUAAGUUUUAAAGGAGACCUUUUAGGUUUAAAAUGGGAAAAGAUAAACGAUGGUUUAUUUUAUAAAAUGGCUGUAUUUGCAGUUGAUUGACCAUAAAAUGGAGAAGUAAAAAACUGGCUGCUCCCUUUCUUUGAGUGUCUCACAUUAAAUGUAGUUUAAUUUUUAAACUAGGUCUAGUGUCUAAUGGACUUUCAGCACAUUAACUGUUCGACACAUUACAAGUCAGUUCAUUAAUUUAGGCCUGUGGUUUAUCUUAAUAGUAGAAGAGCUGCUGUUCUAGAAAGUGCAGUUAAAAUUAAGAAUCUUGUAGCACACUGCCUGGCAAAAAAAAAAAAAAAGUUGCACACACUUGCUUUGAUUAUGGUGUAAAUCUGCCAUGCCAGUGUUUUGACAGCCAUAUGCAAUGUCAUGAUUAUUUCUGUCCUGAGUUGUAUAUUUUUACUUGUCAGGAGAGUCAAACCACUCUCAUGUCACAAAAACUUUCAUUGUGGUUAAGGUCAGGACUAUGUGGUGGGCAAUUCAUGUGUGCACAGAAAAAAAACUCCAUAGAUGUGAUAACCUGGUCAUUCAGUACAUUCAGGUCAUUAGCAGACUUCAUUUUAUUGCCACAUAACGGUGCUGGGUCAAUCUGAACUCAUCCGACCACAUGACCAUUUUCUAUUGCUACAAAAUCCGAUCUUCAUACUUUCUAACAAAUGUAAUUUUUUUGUCUGAUAACGUUGCCUUACUAAACGUUUUUCUUAUGACAACAGCUGUUUAAUCCCAAUCCUGUAAAUUCUUGUCACAUUGAGCCUGUGGAACUGCUCUUAGUUUUGCUGUAUAAACGUUUAAACAUA
Molecule: messenger RNA, 3141 nt
Organism: Clarias gariepinus (North African catfish)
Lineage: Eukaryota; Metazoa; Chordata; Actinopteri; Siluriformes; Clariidae
Gene: c7h19orf47
Product: chromosome 7 C19orf47 homolog
Exons: 8
Coding region: 56-1237 (393 amino acids)
Cellular component (GO): nucleus
Source: RefSeq, a predicted model, not a curated record